AUGCAAGACACGGACGUUUCAUCGAAUACAAUUUCUAAAGAGAGCGCGGAAGAUCAAAUCGCAGAAGCAACAAAUACCGAUGCCAUCACCACUGAUCCACCAGUCGUGGAAUCUGGAAGCUCCCAAGCCGUACCAAAGAAAGACGAAUCCAAAACACCCAAACGAACAAAACCCCUCUCAAUCCUAAAAUGGUUCCUCAAAGACCAAUGGUUCCUCCUCGCCAUGUCCUUCGUCAUCCUCCUCUCCUCUCAAAUCCAAGUCCCCCGCUCCCGCCAACACACAAAACGAACGUCCAUAACCUACCUCGCCGUCUCCAUCAUAUUCUUCAUCAACGGCUGCACCCUCGACACAGCCCUGCUGCUCGCAAACUACAAGCGCUGGAAACUCCACCUCUUCGUCCAACUGCAAUGCUACCUCGUCUGCUCGGCCGCCACCUUUGCAAUCGUCAGCGCGUGUGCGACGAACCGCGCUUUCAUGGACCCAUGGCUGUUGAUCGGGUUGUUGUUUGUUGGUAGUGCUCCAACGACUAUGUCAAGCAAUGUUGUCAUGACGAGGCAGGCUCAUGGCAAUGCGGCGUUGACGGUGGUGCAGAGUGUGAUUGGACAGUUUCUGUGUCCGUUUCUUACGCCGGUGAUUCUGCAGAUGUGGCUUGCCACCGGGCCGUGGUAUGGUGAGGUGUUGUCGCAGCGAGGGGGCGCGGCGGGGUAUGCGGGGAUUUAUAAACGUGUGUUUAUGCAGUUGGGCCUUUCGGUUUUUUUGCCCAUGCUGCUGGGUCAGGUUGUGCAGUGGCUGUGGCCGAAAGUCACGAAGAAAGUUUUUUUGGAGUGGAAAUUGAUCAAGUUGUCGAGUCUGGCGUUGCUGACGAUGGUGUGGCAGACGUUUGAUCAGGCGUUUUCAGAGGGCGCGUUUCACGCGGUUAAAGGGUCGAAUAUUGUGUUUAUCAUAUUCAUCACGGUUGCGCUGUAUUUGGUUUGGCUAGCUAUCUGCUUCACGGCUGCGACGAUGUGGCUGGAGAAGAAGGAUGUUAUCGCGUGUUGUUAUUGCUGUCCGGCAAAGGCGCUGGCUAUGGUUGUGCCGCUUACGUCGGUCAUGUAUGUUGAUGUUGAUCCGCUGGAUCAGAGUAAGAUGCAGAUACCAGCAAUCAUUUUUCAGGCGUUUCAGGUGGCGAUUGGCGGGGUUAUGACGAUUGGGUUUCGCAGGUGGAUUAGGGGGGAGGAGGAGAGGGAGGAGGCGGAGAAGAGGGGGUGA
This is a messenger RNA of Pyrenophora tritici-repentis Pt-1C-BFP, 1248 nucleotides long. NCBI's taxonomy places the organism in Eukaryota, Fungi, Ascomycota, Dothideomycetes, Pleosporales, Pleosporaceae. The record is from RefSeq and is a predicted model, not a curated record.